This is a messenger RNA of Populus euphratica (Euphrates poplar), 2184 nucleotides long. RefSeq lists its product as uncharacterized. The record is from RefSeq and is a predicted model, not a curated record. The coding region runs from base 407 to 1996 and encodes 529 amino acids. The transcript is spliced from 5 exons. NCBI's taxonomy places the organism in Eukaryota, Viridiplantae, Streptophyta, Magnoliopsida, Malpighiales, Salicaceae.
CAAAGUUGAAACAGUUGAAGAUGUUUCCAACAAGGGCACGUGUGUCAAGCCUGUGUUCCCAUUAAUCAUCUUGCCGCGAUGAGAAGUUAGGAGGAAAGUGGCUGGCUGCCUGGGUGGAGAGCUGGCUCUGGCUAGCAGCAUGUGUUUAUCCUGCUAUUAUAUAUAUAUUUAUACACAACCCAUCACGUUCCUUAAGAGGGAUUGUGUGUUCACAACUGAGUCUGUUGUUCAAAGUUGAAGAAAAACGGGGAAAUUCAGUUCCCACUUUUGGUCAGAUAAGUUGACAUUCAAAAAGCUGGAAAAUAACAGGAGAAAGAUUGGUCGUAGAAAGGCACCUAACAAUAAUAUUGUUGAAGGUGCAAAGCCCCUUGUUCUUCUGUCUGCAGUGCUCGAGGUGGAGAAAGAGAUGGCUGAGAAUGGAAGGGUACAUCCAGAUUGUGUUAAUGCUGCCAACCCUUACCAUGAAUGUGGUGUAGCUUGCCUUGAAAGGAUUUCCCAAGGGAAGAGAAGGAAAGAGAAGAAACAGUCAGAUUAUCAUAAUGGUGUAAAUGAGGGUUGGUCUAGCAAAAACAAGGAUGAAGAAAGAAGAGCACAGCCUACUUGUCCCAAAGCAUCUAAUCCUUACCAUAAAUGUGAAGAAUUUUGUUCUAAUAGAACUGCUGAGAUUAAUCCCAAGGGGAUUAAAAAGGAAACAGGAGGAGCACAGCCUACUUGUCCCAAAGCAUCCAAUCCUUACCAUAAAUGUGAAGAAUUUUGUUCUAAUAGAACUGCUGAGAUCAAUCCCCGUGGGGUUAAAAAACAAUCAGAAAGAGCACAGACAUGCCCCAGAGCAUCUAACCCUUACCAUAAAUGUGACGAACUUUGUUCCAACAGAACUUUGGAGGCCAAUCCCCAGGGGGUUAAAAAAGAUUCAGGUUCCAUUAUUGGUGCUGCUUUAAGCUUUGGUAGAAAAAAGAAGGAAUCUGGAUCUCAGCAGAACUCUCCCCGAGCUGUUAACAAUGUCCCUGUGGUAAAAGCAGCUCGCCGGGGUCCAUCACCUCUUCCUACUAAAAAGCAUGAUGAAGCUGAGAAUAGUGGAUCGUUUUCCUCAUCUCAACAACAUUCUGAUGAAAGUUAUUCUGAAGAUCAUUCUUUUGACAAGGGGCCAGUUCGAUCCCCUGGACCAAUGCACGUGUCUGGGAAUAUCACGCCUGAUCCUCCCAAGAGCCCUACAAAGCUUAGUUUGGCCUGCUAUAAGAUUCCAUCACCAGCUGAGCCGCGACAGAAUGGGAAGCUCCAUGGUUCACCAAAGGCUGCUACAUAUCCUUCUGCGAACCAUGAGGGAAAAGUCACUGAUGGUCCUAUUUCGGAGUAUCUGGACUUCAGCUUUUCAGGCAUAUCUCGUGCUUCAGAAGAGAGUGACGAGGAAGAGGUUCAAUCUGUCAUCUCUGAUUCCUGUGUGUCAGUAGGGAAAUAUCACGUGAGAGAAAAUAUUGCCUCUAUUCUACAGUUAAUCUUGGACAAGUAUGGUGAUAUUGCAGCAGGCAGUCGAUUGGAAUCAGCUUCCAUGCGAGCUUAUUAUUUAGAGUGUCUGUGCUCUGUGGUUCAUGAGUUGCAGUGCACUUCUUUCAAGCAGUUGACAAAAUCCAAAGUUAGAGAAAUGUUGGCCGUUCUCAAGGACGUAGAAUCCGCACAGAUUGAUGUUAGCUGGCUACGAGAUAUACUCAAUGAUCUGGCCGAAGGCGUGGAGCUGAGCAGUCAGCAUCAAGCUGCGGAAGAAGCAAAAUCAAAGUGUGAUCAUGCUAUAGAGUCAAUAAACAAAGAGCUAGAAUCCAUGAUGGAGGAUCUAGCUCAAAAAGAGAAGGCAGUUGUCGGUGCUAAAGCACAAAUCUCUGAAACAAGAGAUCGCUUGAAUAAGCUAGAGCUCGAUUCUUCUCGGUUAAGUGAGACUAUUUCUUCAAUCUGGUCGACAGUCGAAAAGUUUCAUGAAAAGCCCUUGGCAGACGAGAUCUUGUAAUGCAAAACAACAACUACCACCAGAUACUUCUCGUAUUGAAAAUAUGUGUUCCAUAUUUACAAUUUUACAGAAUUUAAUUGUAUGAAUCAAAUUACAAAAACAUGUAGAUGAUACUAGACAUGGACAUAGACACUGUACUUUGGUAUGUUAUAAAGUUUAUUAGUGUAUUAUAAGUUCUGUGAUGCGGA